Molecule: messenger RNA, 2130 nt
Organism: Aspergillus melleus
Lineage: Eukaryota; Fungi; Ascomycota; Eurotiomycetes; Eurotiales; Aspergillaceae
Exons: 4
Coding region: 1-2130 (709 amino acids)
Biological process (GO): regulation of transcription by RNA polymerase II
Cellular component (GO): nucleus
Molecular function (GO): RNA polymerase II cis-regulatory region sequence-specific DNA binding; DNA-binding transcription activator activity, RNA polymerase II-specific
Source: RefSeq, a predicted model, not a curated record
AUGCCCUUUAUCUUCUUGGCAUGGUCUCGAAGCCUAAAUCCCUCCGAAUGCAUUGCACCUUGGGUGCCCCGCCAAGUACGGGCACGAAACAACAGCAGUGAUAGCUCAAGUCAUUGGUUGAACUGUGUGCUAAUCUUUCUGUCUCUCGAACCCAGGGAGAACAAGAAAAAGCCGAAUCAGAACCUCAUCAAUAACUUUCAAGAAACGUUUUCCGACGUUGUGCGACCGAAUUCCGACGCCACUGGUCUGGCUGCACCACCGGUCCGCGUUACCCCAACCCUAGACGAUGCUUCCCUUCCUCCUACGUCUAUUCGGAAACAAAAUCACCACGAUGAUACUUUGAAUACAACGGGGCUCGUCUCUCACAUUUCAGCUGGCGACUUGCUCACUCCAUCCAGCAAAAUGAACGCAAUGUUCGACGAGACGCUGUUUGACCAAUUUACCAACAACUCGCCCGGGACAGUAGUCCACAACACAUACGACGCAGUCGGAGGACAAUAUCAUUCUCACCUUGCUCAGAACCCGGAUCCAUAUCUUAACUAUGAAUCUUUCUCACCCGAAGGCUUUGAAUACCCUCGAGAAAACGGUCUAAACACUAUUUCAUUAGGGAAGGUGAACAAACAAGGCUGUCACAGUGCGAACGUGACCAACAGGAUGCCGCAGUCGACAGAGGCCAUUGGGACUAAUGACGAGCAUUUCCGAUAUUGCGUGACGCUGCAUGCACCAACCGCUAUGAUCAAGGAUCAAACCGAAGCUCCCAUGACAUACCUCAACAAAGGUCAAACCUACAUACUUUCCAUCGCGGAUUUAGUCCCACCGCCGGCGGGUAGCCGGCCUGCCAGGUACCGCACAUCGGUGCGUGUCGUCUUCGAUGAACCGGCACAGGCGAUCGAUCCCUCAGCUUGCUGGAAACUUUGGAAGGAGGUACGGGGGUCGAAGGACGCCAAGGAAAAGGGUAGCGAUGCACAGGCGGUUGACUGCCUCGAUCCGGCAGAAGGGGCAGCGGGUAAACCACGGAACCAAAUACAGUUGGAAAGAAUGUCGGUCGAUGGGUUCUGCUGCACGUGGUCGGCAGACAUUGAAACAGGUGCGCGGGAAUGCAGCAUUGGCGUCCGGUUCAACUUCCUCUCGACCGACUUCACGCACUCCAAGGGUGUCAAAGGCUCCCCGGUUCGACUAUGCGCCAAGACAGAGAUGAUCGCCUCCGGUGAUGACGCAGUAGGCGUCAACGAGGCUCCGGAAAUGUGCUUUUGUAAGAUCAAGUUAUUCCGGGACCACGGAGCGGAACGAAAGCUCCACAGCGAUAUUUCCCAGACGCAGAAGUCUAUAAGAAAACUUCAGAGGGAGACCGCGAUGUCUCAGGCUGGAGAAGAUGAUCAACUCGGAAAACGAAAACGGGGUAACGUCUCGAGCGUUGCCAAGAGCGCUGCGGCGACGGAGGAGGAGGAACAGCGGCAGGCGCAGAUCUAUCGUGACGCGGAAAUGCAUAUGCUUGGCGACUCACUCACUUCCAGCCUGCCAAUGACUGUCUUCACCCAACGAUCCGAGCCGAAGGACGAUCCGGAUCAAUUCCCAAUCCGAUUCCCCGGUGCUUCACAGAGCCCCCCCAAAUCAGACGAUAGUCCGGAUAGUACGGGUAGUACCGUGCCCUAUUCCAAUGUGACGUCGACAAGUUCCAAUUCACCUUCCACCACCAUUACCGAGCCCUCGAGGGUAUCAUCGUCCAGUGCUGCUGUGGAACAGGAUUCUCCACAAUCGGUGUUCAAAGUACCACCGCUCCCUGCAAAAUUAUCCAAACGUCCUGAAUUGCCCCAUACGGGAUCAGCGGUUUGCUUCUAUAUUCGGUUCCAUGACGACUGGAAGAGACAGGAUCAAUAUCAUCGAGCUUUGUAUUUGAAGGAACGCACGGUUCACGAUUUGACGGUGCAAAUCUGCCGGAAGCAGAACAUGGACCCGGACUCUGUAGCCCGUGUGCUUCAUGUCAACCCGGGCGGUUUGAAAGUGAUCAUCGAUGACGAUGUAGUCCAACAGCUUCCCGAUGGUCAAGACAUGAUGGUCGAGAUCACGCGGACCUCGAGACCAACUGCGCCCGGCACGAACACUGAAGUUGAGAUCAUAUUGAGUUUCUGA